This is a messenger RNA of Botrytis sinoallii, 1747 nucleotides long. RefSeq lists its product as uncharacterized. Gene Ontology annotation, biological process: cell redox homeostasis; cellular response to oxidative stress; glutathione metabolic process. Gene Ontology annotation, molecular function: flavin adenine dinucleotide binding; glutathione-disulfide reductase (NADPH) activity; NADP binding. The transcript has 2 exons. The coding region runs from base 133 to 1638 and encodes 501 amino acids. Lineage: Eukaryota; Fungi; Ascomycota; Leotiomycetes; Helotiales; Sclerotiniaceae. Gene Ontology annotation, cellular component: cytosol; mitochondrion. The record is from RefSeq and is a predicted model, not a curated record.
CACAUAGAGAGAGGUGUUACGCAUUGGUCAAUUCCGGCCUGUUUUUUCUCCUACGUAGAGACAAGGCCCCCGCCAAAAACUAUAGAAAUCCACCCCUCCUUCCUCUUUGCUUUGCUUUGAAAAAUAGCUCUCAUGCAAAGAUUUACUUUUCUUGUCCGAUCAUCUUCCAAGACGGCAAACACUAGACUUUCUUCUCUUUCUCGUCAAUUUUCAGCGACAACUUUCAAUAUGGCGCCAGUCCCUAAGGAGUGUGACUUUUUGGUCAUUGGUGGUGGUAGUGGCGGUCUGGCUACAGCCAGAAAAGCAAGUGGUGUUUAUGGUGCAAAGACUAUUGCAGUAGAGAGCAAGAGACUUGGUGGUACUUGUGUCAAUGUUGGUUGUGUACCAAAGAAAGUUACAUUCAACGCUGCCGCAACCGCAGAAGCCAUCCACGAGUCCAAAGCCUACGGGUUCUCGGUCGAGACCACCGCACCAUUCAAUUGGUCAUAUUUCAAGAACAAGAGAGAUGCAUACAUCAAGAAAUUGAAUGGUAUUUACGAGAGAAAUCUCGGCAAUGAUAAAGUCGAAUAUAUUCACGGCUUCGCAUCUUUGACUGGAAAGAAUGAAGCAGAAGUGACAUUGGACGAUGGCACCAAGCAAAUAAUCAAGGCCAAGAAGAUUCUUUUGGCAGUUGGAGGUCGUCCUACUGUUCCCAAGGAUAUUCCUGGUGCAGAGUACGGUAUUGACAGUGAUGGAUUUUUCGAUAUCGAGAGACAACCCAAGAAGGUCGCUUUGGUUGGCGCUGGAUAUAUUGCAGUUGAAUUUGCAGGAAUGUUCAAUGCUCUUGGUACGGAAACACAUUUGUUCAUCCGUCAUGACAAGUUUCUCCGAUACUUCGAUCCUAUGAUUCAAGAAGCUAUCACAAAUGAAUAUGAACGUUUGGGCGUUAAAUUGCACAAGAACUCUAGCCAGAGCAAAAUAGAAAAAGAUGAGAAGACUGGUAAACUUACCAUCCACUACGAGGAUUCCAACGGAAAGGGUGUUCUCGAAGAUGUGGAUGAAUUGAUCUGGGGUAUUGGAAGAUCUCCGGAAGUUGAGAGGCUCGGCUUGGACAAAGCAGGCGUCAAACAAAACGAGAUAGGUCAAAUCAUCGCUGACGAAUAUCAAAAUACCAAUGUCGAAAACAUCUUCUCUCUAGGUGAUGUCGUCGGCAAGGUUGAAUUAACCCCUGUGGCCAUUGCCGCUGGUCGCAAACUCGCCGAUCGUCUAUUUGGAGGCCCUCAAUUUAAGGACUCAAAACUCGACUAUAAUAACGUUCCUACUGUCGUUUUUGCCCAUCCAGAAAUCGGUACUAUUGGUCUUACUGAACCAGAAGCUAUUGAACGCUAUGGAAAGGAAAAUAUUAAAUGCUACAAUGCUAGUUUCACAGCAAUGUAUUAUGCAAUGAUGGAACCAGAAGAUAGACCUCCAACUAAGUACAAGUUAGUCUGUAAACUACCUGAGGAGAAGGUUGUUGGUCUUCAUAUCUUGGGAUUGGGCAGUGGUGAGAUGUUGCAAGGCUUUGGAGUGGCUGUCAAGAUGGGAGCUACAAAGAAGGAUUUCGAUAACUGUGUGGCUAUUCAUCCUACUAGUGCCGAGGAGUUGGUUACAAUGAAGUAGAGAGGGGAGAUAGAUGAGCUUAGAUAGAUAGAUACAUGGAUAGCGCGGUAAAUAUUAAACGAGACAUGCGAAAUGGUCUACCAAUAUAUUUCUAAAGUUCUUGGCUUCA